AUGUCGCAAGAAUCUGAUACAAUCCCAGCGCCAGACACUGGUCCUCUCUUGGAGGCAUUUGAAAAUUUAGCGAGAAAAUGUGAUGAGCUGCCGCAGCAGCAUCGCCUCGUUCAACAGAACGAGCCAGUUUAUACAGCCGCUCAGCUGGCGGCCCGAAAAGCUCUCCUCACCAUGACUGGAACAACCAUGCUUCCUUUACUUCGGCAGCAGUUCAUCGAUUUACAGGAAUCUCUUGACCUAGCGGCCUCAGACACCCCAAGUCCGAACCUCGAUUUAACCCAACAACACGUAAAAAAAAUCGGUGAAACCUUAGAUGAGAUUUUUCUCGUCGCCAAUACACUUGCUCCGUCUAUUACCUCUCUUGGCAGAUAUUCCAGCCGCAAUGAUCACAACUACGGUGUUGCUAAACAAUUUAAAUGUGAUAACAACUUGCAGCAACUGCGAGACCUAGCCUCCGCCCUCGGAGUCCUCAUUAGGAAUGCGUAUGUUGUCUAUAUCCGGGACGGGCAUUUCUUACUCCCUAAUACCGCCUUCCCCGAUGAAUCCCGCGAAAACAACUCUAGAAAAGUGUUAAUCGCAGAUUCAGAACUCAUGUUGGAAAUCUUCGAGGUGGUAAUAGCAUGGUCUCAAGAAUCGAGCUCUAGUGCGGUCCAAAAGGAAUUGCAGGGCUAUGAUCAAACUUUUGGAACAAUUCUCAAAGAAUUAAACGAGCAUAUCAAUGCCGCGAUUCGGUCUCAGGAAGAACAAAGCGCCAAUGCGGGCGCACGCCUUGCGGCUGCACCGGAUAACAAUCAAGCCGAGCGCAACAACAAUCAACGUGGGCGCGAAGCCAAUCAAGCUGGACUCCAGGACAACCAAGACGAAGACGCGGACCUUUCCGACGACGCGGAAGAAGGGGCUCUGGCUGGGGCUCCUCCACCCCCCGAAGAAUUUCUCUUAAGACCAAGAGUAGUCGAGCUUAUGCGACUCAUUCUGCCGCUUUUGAAAUUAUGCAGAUCGUUCUUCCGCAGAGUAUGCAGGCAACCAAGUUCAAACCCACGCUUCACAAUUGGCGAAGACAUGUGUUCCUAUGACCUUGACUGGCUUAUACGUCAAUCUUUGCUAGUUUCAGAGAGACUUGAAAGCAUUUGCAAGAACUUAUAUCUUAUCUACAGUGAAGAAGACAUUGGCGACGGAUACCUCAUAAUAAACGAUUUGGCCAACCAAGUUCGGGGCGCUUUAGAUGCUUUUAUAGUCUCAAUUAUCAGAUCACAAAUCCGCCUGGCCAUGGAGAACUUCUUAGAUGCCCUUUCGGAAUUUGAAAGGGAUGCGCCGUAG
Messenger RNA from Puccinia triticina, 1317 nucleotides. RefSeq lists its product as uncharacterized. The coding region runs from base 1 to 1317 and encodes 438 amino acids. The transcript is spliced from 3 exons. The record is from RefSeq and is a predicted model, not a curated record. NCBI's taxonomy places the organism in Eukaryota, Fungi, Basidiomycota, Pucciniomycetes, Pucciniales, Pucciniaceae.